Hyla sarda is the source of this 1137-nucleotide messenger RNA. Its product is annotated as olfactory receptor 2G3-like. The transcript has 2 exons. Lineage: Eukaryota; Metazoa; Chordata; Amphibia; Anura; Hylidae. The coding region runs from base 1 to 1137 and encodes 378 amino acids. The record is from RefSeq and is a predicted model, not a curated record. Gene Ontology annotation, cellular component: membrane. Gene Ontology annotation, molecular function: G protein-coupled receptor activity; olfactory receptor activity. Gene Ontology annotation, biological process: G protein-coupled receptor signaling pathway.
AUGGAGAUCUCCAAGAAAGUCUUUCGGAGAGGCAAUGGUAGAGUGGAGCUGUGCAAUAUACGCUCUGGUAUGGUCAUGAGCAUCCUCCAAUCCAUCCACUCAGUCCGAGACAUGUUGGAGAUCCCGGCGCAUAGAGGAGAUCUCCGCUCGGCAAGCAUCUUUAACUUCGGCAAUGACAACGAGAUGGAUUUGGGAAACGUAACAUCUAUAUCUGAAUUAGUUCUCCUUGGAUUUUCUAGUGAUGCACAAAUACAAGUGGCUUUAUUUGUGAUAUUUUUGAGUUUCUAUGUAAUAACAUGUAGUGGAAACUCUUUAAUCAUUAUUGUUACUGUAACAAAUACCAGACUACAUACCCCAAUGUAUUUUUUACUUACAAAUCUUUCCCUCUUGGAUAUCAUCUACUCAACCACAAAUGUGCCUAAUGCAUUAAAAGAUUUAUUGUCAUUGAGAAAAACUAUUCCAUUUGUGGGUUGUGUUGCACAAAUGUAUAUUUCACUUGCUCUUGGCAUAACAGAAUGUUUUUUAUUCACUGUAAUGGCUUAUGAUCGAUAUAUUGCUGUAUGUUACCCAUUGCAUUAUGGUACACUGAUGACCAAUAUAUUAUGCUUCCGUGCUGCUGUAAGUACAUGGGUAUGUGGAUUUCUCUUUUCUUUAAUCCAAAUUACAACUACUAUAAAUGUGCCAACCUGCGGAAACAAGAUCAUUAAUCAUUUUUUCUGUGAAGGACCAGCAUAUUUAUCCCUGAGCUGCCAUGAUAACUUUAUUAAUAAUGUGGUCACGUUUAUCCUCGGUGUGAUUAUCCUAAUUAUACCUGUUUGUUUCAUUGUUUUAUCAUAUAUCAGAAUCAUGCAAGCCAUCAUGAAAAUGACCACCUCAGAAAGCAGAAGCAAAGCCUUUUCUACAUGUGCAUCUCAUUUGAUCGCUGUUACUUUAUACUUUGGUUCAUGUUCAGCUAUGUAUAUGAAACCACAAUCCUAUUAUUUACCAGAAAGGGAUAAAAUUAUUGCAGUAUUUUAUAUUAUCGCAACACCGAUGCUAAAUCCUUUAAUUUACACACUUCGAAAUAGGGAAAUUAAUUUAGCUUUAAGAAAAUUAGCAUUUCGAAAAUAUUAUGAUAAAAACAUUUGUAUUAAAUAG